Castor canadensis (American beaver) is the source of this 1582-nucleotide messenger RNA. Lineage: Eukaryota; Metazoa; Chordata; Mammalia; Rodentia; Castoridae. The record is from RefSeq and is a predicted model, not a curated record.
CCAUGAAGAUGGCUUCUCUGGAGAAGAUGUGAAGCAGUACAAGCCUGUUGUCUACAGCAACACCAUCCAGUCUCUGGCAGCCAUUGUUCGGGCCAUGGACACUCUGGGCGUUGAAUAUGCAGAGCCACUCUGUGCCCAGGCAGGACAAUCUGUCUCUCCUUUGGCUUCAUUGGGUCGCAUGGAAGAUACCGAGCCCUUCUCUACAGAGCUACUUUCUGCCAUGAUGCGACUCUGGGGUGACUCAGGGAUCCAAGAGUGCUUCAACCGGUCUCGGGAGUAUCAGCUCAAUGACUCUGCCAAAUACUACCUGGACAGCCUGGAUCGGAUUGGGGCUACUGACUACCAGCCCACCGAGCAGGAUAUCCUCCGAACCAGGGUCAAAACCACCGGCAUCGUAGAAACCCACUUCACAUUCAAGAACCUCCACUUCAGGCUGUUCGACGUCGGGGGCCAGCGAUCUGAGCGCAAGAAGUGGAUCCACUGCUUCGAGGACGUCACGGCCAUCAUCUUCUGCGUCGCGCUUAGCGGCUAUGACCAGGUGCUCCACGAAGAUGAAACCACGAACCGCAUGCAUGAAUCACUGAAGCUUUUUGACAGCAUCUGCAACAACAAGUGGUUCACAGACACAUCCGUCAUCCUGUUUCUCAACAAGAAGGACAUAUUUGAAGAGAAGAUCAAGAAGUCCCCACUGACCAUCUGCUUUCCAGAAUACACAGGCCCCAGUGCCUUCACGGAAGCCGUGGCUUACAUCCAGGCACAGUAUGAGAGCAAGAACAAGUCAGCCCACAAGGAGAUCUAUACUCACGUUACCUGUGCCACGGACACCAACAACAUCGAGUUUGUCUUUGACGCUGUGACAGACGUCAUCAUCGCCAAAAACCUGCGGGGCUGUGGACUCUACUGAGCCCCAGCCCCCGCUCAUCAGCCCAUGCCCUACUCAGCCCACUGCCCAUUCCUCCUCUGGAAGCAGAGCUCUGCCACUUCUCAGACCACUCUGUGCACUGAAGAAGAGCCUAGAGCUGGCCCUGGGGAACCGGGUUGAGGGGGGUGGGGGGAGCAUCCUGUACACACCUAUACCUCCACUCCUCCAAAAGCAGGACAUGUGGUAACAGGGGCCAAGUGGGGGUGCUGAGCACCAAGCACCACAAGGCAGGAGACAACCUGCCACUCACUGGCCUCUGCUUCAUUUCUAAGUGUUGUAGUCAACAGUGGGGGGUGGGUACCAGAGUGGCACAGUCUCCAUUUGGUCCAGAAUGGGCAUGUCAUGCCCUCUGUGACUCAUACUCAAAGUCCUGGGGUCUCUUUCUAUCAUCUAGGGUAUAUAGGUGGCAAAAGGCCCUGCGACAGGGUGCUGGUGGCUUGGAACAGUAGAAGCCGUCUCUCAGCUUUGCCUGCAGUCUCUGUGGUCAAGGGCAGUUCCGUCACCAAAAAAUAGGCCAACUUUGUGAGUUGAGAGGGUUCAGGCACUGGAUCUCAGCCCCCCUUCUUUGGCCAUCCUCUCUUGUCUGUUGCUGUUCACAGGAACCCCAGCCCUGAUUCCCCGUAGGCCUGGAAAUGCUCCUGAAACUGGUUGGCUGUGAAG